Pistacia vera is the source of this 3210-nucleotide messenger RNA. Its product is annotated as putative pentatricopeptide repeat-containing protein At5g06400, mitochondrial. The record is from RefSeq and is a predicted model, not a curated record. Bases 54 to 3185 code for a protein of 1043 amino acids. The transcript has a single exon. Lineage: Eukaryota; Viridiplantae; Streptophyta; Magnoliopsida; Sapindales; Anacardiaceae. Gene Ontology annotation, molecular function: protein binding.
GUUCAUAAAUAGCGGGUAAAUGAAGUUUUAAUGCAUUGAAAAAUCACCAAACCAUGGUGUACUUAGCCAGAUUCAAAUUCUUGUAUUCAAACUCAAGCUGUAAACUGAGAAAAUCUGAACUCUGUAGAGUUUGGAUUUCUCGUCUGUCAACCUUUUCCAAAUCAUCUAAACCUUCUCAAACUAAAAAUGCCCAGCAUCACCCUCCAAAGGGCCAAACAGAGAAAAUUUCUUCCCUUUUUAACGAAAUAACUGAAAUUUUAGGGGCUGAUAAUGUUGUGCCAGAUGAAACCCCAUUUGGGCUUUCGAUAUCACGAGAAACGGAGGAGAAAGCAAGCAGGGUUAGCGAAAAUUUUGAUUCUUGCUUACCAAGUGUUUGUGGAAAUGCCCAAGAGGAGAAAUUUUCGGUAUUGGGAGAUACCCAGAUGGGGAAUUUGAGUGAAAUUGAUGUCAGUCCUGUGGUUCAUGAGAUAACAGAGAUUGUUAGGGCUGAAAAGUGUGUUGUUUCGCUGGAGGAGAGGUUGGGGAAUUUGGGUUUUCGGUUUGAUCCUAAGGUUGUUGAGAAGGUUUUGAAACGAUGCUUUAAAGUGCCGAAUUUGGCUUUAAGGUUUUUCAAUUGGGUGACGGUAAGAGAAGGGUUUCAUCAUACGAGUGAGAUUUAUAAUACCAUGUUGUCGAUAGCUGGUGAAGCGAAAGAGUUUGGGCUGAUGGAGGAGUUGGUGAAAGAAAUGGAGAUGAACUCGUGUGAGAAGAGUAUCAAGACUUGGACAAUUCUUGUAUCGCAGUAUGGAAAGGCGAAGCUGAUAGGGAAAGCUUUAUUAGUCUUUGAUAAUAUGAAGAAAUGCGGCUUUGAACCUGAUGUGUCAGCUUACAAGAUAAUGAUACGAUCGCUUUGUAAUGCCGGAAAAGGGGACAUAGCUUUGGAGUUCUAUAAAGAGGUGGCACAGAAGGAGAUGCUGCUCGAUUUGAAUUUGUACAAGAUGGUAAUGAAUUGUGCAGCAAGAUUGGGCGAUGUUGAUGUAGUCCACUCUGUUGCCAAUGAUAUGAUAAAAAUCUCUCAGAUUCCGGAGCAUGAUGUUUAUGUUCAUAUGCUGAAGAGUUUUUGCGCCUCUGGGAGAAUUAAGGAAGCUUUAGAAUUGAUUCAGGACCUCAAGAGUAAGGAGGUAUCAAUUGACGACGACUAUUUCAAGACUUUGGUGGAAGGACUGUGUAGGGCUGGUAGGAUUUCAGAUGCUUUGGAGAUCGUCGACAUUAUGAAGAAAAGAGAUUUGGUUGAUGGGAAGGUCUACGGGUUCAUUAUUAGUGGACACUUGAGGAAAAAUGAUCUUUCUAAAGCUCUCGUUCUGUUUCAAGAAAUGAAAGAAUCUGAUUAUCUGCCUCUGGCUUCUACCUAUACAGAGCUAAUGCAAUGCCUCUUCAAGUUAAAUGAGUAUCAGAAAGGCUGUGAACUAUACGAUGAGAUGCUGCAGGGAGGAGUCCAGCCAGAUAGUGUGGCAAUCACCGCUAUGGUUGCAGGUCAUGUUCGCCAAAAUCAUAUAUCCGAAGCUUGGAAAGCGUUCGAGAGCAUGAAAGAUUACGGUAUCAGAACCACUUGGAAAUCUUAUUCAGUGUUUAUCAAGGAGCUUUGUAGAGUUUCCAGGACCGAUGAGAUUUUUAAGGUUUUGAAUAAAAUGCAGGAUUCCAAAAUAGCAAUUGGGGAUGAAAUAUUUCAUUGGGUUAUAUCUUGUAUGGAGAGAAGGGGAGAGAUGGAUAAUGUCGAAAAAGUCAAGCAGCUCCAAAGAAUCUCUAAACUUCACUCUCAAGGUGAAUUCUCUAGUAAUGAAACUUGCAGGAGACAAGAACUCCACGUGGAGUUGAACCAUAACCAAAUAGAGCAAGAGAAGAUGAAUUCUGUCUUGGUGAAGCCACCUUCAAAGGCUUACGGUGAGCAGGAUUUGAAAGAAAUUUGUAAGAUCUUAUCAUCCUCCACGAACUGGUGCUUCGUUCAAGAAGCUUUAGAGAAAUGCGCUGUCCAGUUUACACCAGAACUUAUUCUGGAGAUUUUGCGCAAAUGUGAAACGAAUGGUAACACAGCUCUGCAAUUUUUCUCAUGGGUAGGUAAACAAGCUGGUUAUCACCACAGUACAGAAACUUACAACUUGGCGAUCAAGAUUGCAGGACGUGGGAAAGAUUUUAAGCACAUGAGGAACCUCUUUUUCGAGAUGAGAAGAAAACGUUACAUAAUCUCGCCAGAUACAUGGACAAUCAUGAUAAUGCAAUAUGGUCGAGCAGGUCUAACAGAGAUUGCUCUGAGGGUUUUUGGGGAGAUGAAAGGUAAUGGCUGCAAUCCAACAGGUAGUACCUACAAGUAUUUAGUCAUAUUGCUUUGUGGGAGAAAAGGUAGGAAGGUAGAUGACGCUGUAAAAAUAUUUCAGGAGAUGAUUCAUGCAGGAUAUAUCCCAGAUAAGGAAUUGAUUGAAACAUACCUUGGUUGUUUAAGUGAAGUAAGUAAGCUGCAGGCAGCUAGAAGUUGCAUCGAUUCACUCUGCAAAGUUGGUUUCACUCGCCCUCUAAGUUACUCCUUGUAUGUUCGAGCUCUUUGUCGAGCAGGAAGAUUGGAAGAAGCCUUAGCAUUGCUUGAUGAGGUUGAAGAAGAUCGACCUAAACUGGAUCAGUACAUCUAUGGCAGCGUUGUUCAUGGACUAUUGCGAAGGGGACAAACAGAAGAGGCAUUGGCAAAGGUGGAGUCGAUGAAGCAGGUAGGCGUUUAUCCAACUGUCCAUGUUUAUACAUCCUUAAUAGUCCAUUUUUUCAAAGAAAAACAAAUAGAAAGAGCUUUAGAAACUUUUGCCGAAAUGCAAGAACAGGGUUGUGAGCCAACAGUCGUCACUUAUUCUGCAUUGAUUCGAGGAUACGUGAACGUGGGUAAGGUUAUUGAAGCUUGGAAUGUCUUUAACCAUAUGAAAACGAAAGGACCUUACCCUGAUUUUAAGACUUAUUCGAUGUUCAUAAGUUGUCUGUGUAAGGUAGGGAAAUCUGAAAAAGCCCUGCAGCUUAUAUCAGAAAUGUUAGACAGUGGAAUUGUUCCUAGUAAUAUUAAUUUUCGAACAAUAUUUUUCGGGCUUAACAGGGAGGGUAAGCAAGAUUUAGCUCGUUCUGUAUUACACAAAAAGUCUGCUUUAAUACGUAGCCGAAAGUUCUUAAACUGAAUUGUGUUUGUUUGGGAUAAUAUUU